GUUCUCUCUGUUGAUAGACGGACGACGAUGAGACUGAAAAGAUGCGCCGAGCUACGAAAUGCCUGUACUCCAAACUAUUGGAGACUGAGCGCACUCAGGAGCGCGAGAGGAAAACUUUGGAGGAUCAAAUCGGGGAGCACAGGAGGCAGCUGGGAGAGGCCAGGGAAUCACUUCAGCGGUCGGAGGAGAGAGUCGCUGAGCGUGACCGAAAGAUCGAGGAACUUCAGAGGCUGACGAGUGGAAUGGAAAAGGAGCAUCAAGUCCUGGCAGGGAGGAUAAGCGAGAAUGAACACCAGUUGGAAGAGAUGAGGGCACAGAAUCGCACUGGCAGGGCUGACCAGCACAGGGUACUACAGCUGGAGAAAGAGACGGAGAACCUGAGGGAGAAGAUCAGCCACCUCAAUGACAUGCUGAAGAGCCAGCAGAGGAAAGUGAGGCAAAUGAUCGAGCAAAUGCAGAGCUCCCGGAAUCAGCUUGAGGAGAAGGACUUGCUGAUUCAGGAACUGCACGAGCGUGUGGAGCACCUGGAGUCUGAGAACCGAGCGAUGCAAGACCGUCUGGAGUACAUGACCUGUCAUGAGGUUAAAACCCAGGGCGUCUCCCCCACCUCUGAGCAGCCUAAUGGCCGUGGGUCCACAGACACCCAGAUUACCCCCAGUGCGAGACUUCCCCUGGGUUGCAAAAAACCCAAGGCCUUGGUGCGAGUGCUUGAAACGUCGUGAUGGUGCCUCACAGUUACUGACGUCAGAGGAAAAUUGCAGGAAAACAUUCCCCCUCUUUGGAAA
Molecule: messenger RNA, 785 nt
Organism: Rhincodon typus (whale shark)
Lineage: Eukaryota; Metazoa; Chordata; Chondrichthyes; Orectolobiformes; Rhincodontidae
Gene: tuft1b
Product: tuftelin 1b
Exons: 7
Coding region: 42-722 (226 amino acids)
Biological process (GO): intracellular signal transduction
Cellular component (GO): I band; intracellular anatomical structure
Source: RefSeq, a predicted model, not a curated record